AACAAAAACAUUCGUCUCGUCAUUUGUCGUCACCCUUCGUGUCAAAACAACUUCUUUCUCGACCCUGCUAGAAAAUGGCUGGAACAGCUUUAAAAAGACUUAUGGCGGAGUGCAAACUUCAACAUAAUGAUAUGGAUACAGCUAGUUGUGUUCAACAUCUUCUUCCUUUGCAGAGCUAAACCUCAAUUCUCCAGAAGGCAUUGUUGCAGGGCCUGUAAAUGAGGAGAACUUUUUUGAAUGGGAGGCUCUGAUUAUCGGACCAGAGGACACGUGUUUUGAGGGUGGUGUGUUCUCUGCCAUCCUCAGUUUCCCAUCAGACUACCCCCUCAGCCCCCCCAAGAUGAAGUUCACCUGUGACAUGUUCCAUCCUAACAUCUACCCAGAUGGACGUGUGUGUAUCUCAAUUCUGCAUGCUCCUGGUGAUGACCCCAUGGGCUAUGAGAGCAGUGCUGAGAGGUGGAGUCCUGUACAGAGUGUGGAGAAGAUCCUGCUCUCUGUUGUCAGCAUGCUCGCUGAGCCAAAUGACGAGAGCGGGGCAAAUGUGGACGCCUCUAAGAUGUGGCGUGACGACAGAGUGCAGUUCAAUCGACUAGCCAAGCAGAUUGUGCGCAAAUCUCUGGGUCUCUGACUCUCCUGAAUACAGACACACACACACACUCUCUCACACUCCUGGACAGGGAGGAUUGACUGUUGAACAUCUAUGAGGAUAUAAACUCGCUACAGAAUAGAAAUAUCUCUGUGCUGAGUGUUGUAGUUUACUACCCCCCUACCUCCAACAGUGUGAGCACUUUAUUUAUACUCUCUUCCCUCUGCCUUGAUUGGGUGGAUGAGUGGACAAAUUGCUUGUGUUGAAGAAUGCAACCUUUUUAUACACUUACCAGACAGUGUGUUAAGCAUUAAUCACUGAACAAGUACACGAGGCUGUGAUUCACAGGCAUUUUGCCCUGCUGGUUUGGUUUUAUUCUGUUAUGCCUGUUACCUGUCCAUAGUUUGAAGUAACCAGUAGAAUGCAGCUUUGGUUUGAUGACAGUAUGCUGAUGCACAUUCAGAGCCUCCUAAUACAAUACUUUGUAAUGAAAAUCAUACAAGGUAGUAACAUAGACUAUAUCAGAUUGUUUUUUAUAAACAGAUUACAUGACUGAUCAUUUGGGAUGUUGAAAACGUUUUUUAAUUUGUGGUUGCAAAUUAAAAAUUUGUUACAAUUAAAAACAUUUAAUUACAUUUCAUAUGUAACAAAGUUUGAAAUUUGGUGAUUCAGAGUCUUUUCUUGUCAAAUGCUACUUUUUGGAUUUGUUUAAAGGAAUAGUUCACCCUGAAAACCCAUAUGUCUUUUGUUGUUCAGUGGAAAACCAAAGGAGAUGUUAAGCAAAAAUGACUGCCUCAGUCACCAUUCACCAGACAGUAUGUUAGUCUCAGUCCAUUCAUUUUCAUUGAUAUUUAUUCCAUACAAUAAAAGUGAGUGGUGACUGAGGCAGUCAUUUUGCUUAACAUCUCCUUUUGUGUUUGGGGGUAAACUAUCCUUUUUUUAUUUGAUAAUUUGUUUCUUGACUAUCAUCUGUUAUCACAAAAUAACAAUAAACUCUUCACGUUUAUUUGUUUACUGUAUAAAGAGGACUGAUGUUGUGUGCUGCCCUUUCAUAGAUUGGCACUUUGGCACAUUUCCAUGUUUCAUUUUAUUAUUAUUUAUUUUAUAUUUUACUUGUUUUUUUAGGGGGCACCAUUGACAGUGGUUUUUAGACUAAAUAAUAAAAAACCUACUUAGGAGUUAUUUAUAUAAAUGAUAGAUAUAUUACUUUAAAAUUGCAAUGAAACCUGUCAGCCAAUAUUAAUGUUUUUUUCUGUCUUUUUUUCGUGGGAAAGAGCAUUUUUUACAUUUUAAUAACUCCUUGUGGGUUCUACUGCUUUUCUUUUCUUAUUCUUCUUCUUUUUUGAGCGUCAGGUGGAUGGGUAGAUCAAUGCAAUAGUAAACAAUGUAACAAUGAACAAUAAUUUUACAGCACAUAUUAAUCUAUUAAUCUUUAAAAUUGUAUUCAUUAAUACAAGUUAUUGCAUUAUAAACUAAGAUGGACCAACAAUGAAC
Messenger RNA from Xyrauchen texanus (razorback sucker), 2080 nucleotides. It is a transcript of the gene ube2g2, whose product is annotated as ubiquitin-conjugating enzyme E2G 2 (UBC7 homolog, yeast). The record is from RefSeq and is a predicted model, not a curated record. Bases 341 to 628 code for a protein of 95 amino acids. The transcript has 6 exons. NCBI's taxonomy places the organism in Eukaryota, Metazoa, Chordata, Actinopteri, Cypriniformes, Catostomidae. Gene Ontology annotation, cellular component: cytosol; endoplasmic reticulum.